AUGGCCCUUCUCUUAGAGGGCGACUCUAUGAACGUCGACGGAACCAUGCAGGGGUUAGAGGGAAUCGAAGGCAUGCAGGGGAUUCAGGGCAUGGAGGGGAUGGAGGGAAUGGGGGGAAUGGAGGGGAUGGAGGGGAUGGAGGGCCUGGGGAGUAUGGGUAGUGCUAUGGCGCUGGAGGAGGUCGACCUGUUUGGGGACCCCGUCAUGGACGACGCCCUCGCCGGUCUGCCACCUCGCCCCCUAGUGAGCAAGAGUCUGCUGCAGCGUUUAGACGAUCUACGUGUUCGUGGCUGUUGCCAGGGAAUUGCCUGGUCACGACAAGGCACCAUUGCUACCAUCGCCAAGGACGCCAUGUCGGUCGAGCUGCGCUUCAUCCGCAGCCAUCCCAGAUACCACCGAAUGGGGCCUCAGCGAGCCAAGUUCAUGCUCAGGAUCGUGAGAGUUGGCAUCCAGUGGGGCCUGCCUCAGGUCGAUAAACAAGUGUUAUCCCAGAGUCAGCCCCUGAGGCCAUCUCUUCGAGAAAGCCACGUGGCUGUGACCAGCUGGGUUCAAUAUGGGUCAAGUGAAUCAGCCGUGGACGCCUCUGUAUCUCGGCUUUCGCAUAUCGAAAUCCUCCCUUCCGCUCACACGGCCCAGUCACAACCCAUGCACCCUCCUGUCGUCCUGACAGUGCGGUCUUACGUCCCACAAGACGCCUCUUCCUACCAACAAGAGAGCCAAAGCAUCAUCGACCGCUGGGAGGUUCUUAGCGACCAACCCCAGGCCCUUGUUCCUGCUUUCGAGCAGUUGGGGUCGAAAAACGGUAACACCUCAGCGCUUCCCACCUUGACACACCUGCGCAAACUCGAGCCGAUAAUACUGCCCAAAGUGGUUGUGGCUGUCACUACAACACAAUUUGGCAGAGUACUGUGUUUCGCCUUCAGUGAUGGGACCGUCCAGUACAGGAAUCGCUUCACGAUGGAUGAGAUAUACAACGAGCUCAAUACUGACAGUAUCAUGCAUCCCCUCCAGGUCGGAUUUCACUUUGUCAACGAUACCCCAUGCUUGCAAGUAGCCUUCUCACCUACCAACUGCUCCUUCGUCCAGAUUGGUGAGGACUCGGCUAUCAAAUGGAAUAGACUACACCACCCGAUGGAAAACUCGGAAACCGAAUUCAAGAAUGCAAUAGCCCGGCCGUUUGCGCAAUUCCCAGACUUCGCAUCUUCAUGGGUAAAGGAAACGGUCAACAUGUUGAAGAUUGUCGUCGACUACUCAGAAAAUACCCACCACGAACAGCUUGUCAAGAACGUUCCACUGCAACACUGCCUCAGCGUCAUCAACCAUCUCGGCUUCCACGGCGAUUUCAGGCCCCGCUCGCAUGGCGGCAAAUUCGCCAUGCUUGCGCUGAGCGUAAAGGGUGCCUUCCUCGUCAUCACAGUUGCCAGCAACUCGCCAAUAGGCACCAAAGAGAAGCUGAUCCCUCUCGACGACCCGGAUGUGGUGGACGCUGUAACGGGAUGCACGGCCUGGGGCAUCUCGCUGCUUGCCUGGCUUUCGGAUUCCCUCUUUGAGCUCCUCGACGACCCGGAGAUCACCGCCAUGCUCAGCGGCCCGAAGCGCUUUCCCGAGCUAGCCAAAUACCUCGAAUCCAAGAACAACGUCGCCCUGCAGCUUCUCCUCUGCUCCUCCACGCGGGGCUUCCUUUUGGCUCUCUGCCGCCGCCUGCAGCACAUCGAGACAGUCAGCAACCGCGCCGCCCAGUACUACGAAACCCGCUUCCAGCAGCAGCAGGACCCGGCUAGCGGUGGCGCGGCACCAGCCCGUCCACACCCAGCCCUCUCCCGAGCGUACCAACGAAUGGAGCGCGUCAUCUCCUCCGCCCUCGUCAAAGUCUCGGAAUUCGAGCGCCUCCUCAGCGAUCUCGGCAGCGACAUCCAGCGCUACCACAACCUGCUCGAGCUCAAAGGACAACCCCCACGGCCCCUGGCCGCCCGCAAGGCCUCGCAGCAGCCUGGUGGCAGCGGUGUCCCGCCACCGUUUGCUGGUAACAGCAGCAGCAGCGGAGGCAGCGGAGGGAGCGGCAUGCUACCCGCGGGGGACAACGGGAUGGCGAGCUACCGGAUGACCAUCGUUGGCACGUGGACGGGGAUCGGCGGAGGACAGCGACGGUCCGCAGUGGCGCCGAUAGUAGAGGUGGUUAAGGAGCAGGGGGAGGACCGGGAGGAAGAGGAGGUGAAGGAGGAGAAGGAGGAGGAGGAGGAGCGGGUGGAAGAGCAGGAGGAGGGAGGCAUAGGUUGUGGGAUUUUGAGGAGUGGGUAG
Messenger RNA from Chaetomium globosum CBS 148.51, 2298 nucleotides. RefSeq lists its product as uncharacterized. Gene Ontology annotation, cellular component: mediator complex. NCBI's taxonomy places the organism in Eukaryota, Fungi, Ascomycota, Sordariomycetes, Sordariales, Chaetomiaceae. Bases 1 to 2298 code for a protein of 765 amino acids. The transcript has 8 exons. Gene Ontology annotation, biological process: positive regulation of DNA-templated transcription. The record is from RefSeq and is a predicted model, not a curated record.